AUGCUGCUCACUCUGUCCCGGAAAUGCCCUGCCAGCGGUAACAUGGGGGCAUCCGCUUCAGUUGCAAUGCUUCCGGUUGAGUCCACUGUCGCCAAAACGGUUGCAUGCCGACACUGGGACCACGUGGAACGAAGUGGCCUCAGCGCAGCAGCCCCCACGGUUGAACGUGAAACACGCUCUCUCAGCCAAGAUUCAGAUGAUUCGGACGCAUCGUUUGACACGUGGGACACGUCUUCUCUUUUCGCUCCUCUUCCUUUAUCGCCCAAAGGCGUCGAUCGCACGUCUACCGUGUUCAUCUUCGACUUGGACGACACGUUAAUCCCUACGGAGUGGAUCCGGUCGUCUUACGCGGCGCAAAAGGAAGAUGGCCGAACGACCGAAGAAGUGUAUCAGGCGAUUCUGGCCGAAAUCAAUCGACGGACAAGGAGCGAGUUGGUUCCACAUAUUCUGAAGGCGCUACGAAAGGCGAAGUCUCUCUGCAAUACUGUGGCGAUUGUCACGAACGCAAGAUCUCCGCGGUGGCUUGGUGUAUUUGAGUCAAUGUUCCCGGAGGUUGUCCAGUGCCUGCACGAAGAAGAUAUACCGAUCAUCAGGUCGUGCCCCCAGGGCCAGGAGCCAAACAUUUACGAAAGCACGGCGUAUUUCAGUUAUUGGAUGAACGCAAAGAAGAGCAAGUUCGAGGAGGUUAUUCGGCAGCAUCACGAAAAUGUACCCGGAGCGGCACUCAAACGUGUUGACUUGAUUUCAGUGGGAGAUAAUGACUUCGAGGAAUACGCAGCUACGCAUUUGGCGUUGGAGUCCCCUCACGCUGUACGAUUUGCAAAGGUCGUCCGGUGCCGGCCAGGCUUGGCUCCAGAACAUUUUCUUGCUCAACUAAGAGACAUUCAGAGGGCAAUCGAUUGCGUGUUCAUGGAGAAGAGCCCUCGUGAGGUAACUCUGGUCGGCAAUGGCGUCACAUACCGAAUUCACGGAACACCGAGUUUGAAAAUGCUCCCUCCCCGAAUGCAGUGCUUCCAGUCCCAUGGGGCUUAA
Molecule: messenger RNA, 1032 nt
Organism: Besnoitia besnoiti
Lineage: Eukaryota; Apicomplexa; Conoidasida; Eucoccidiorida; Sarcocystidae
Exons: 6
Coding region: 1-1032 (343 amino acids)
Source: RefSeq, a predicted model, not a curated record